Messenger RNA from Cooperia oncophora, 453 nucleotides. NCBI's taxonomy places the organism in Eukaryota, Metazoa, Nematoda, Chromadorea, Rhabditida, Trichostrongylidae. The record is from the annotation of a GenBank genome assembly.
GUGCACAGUCGUUUUCUAAGUGGAAAUUUUCAGUUAUCUUUUGGAACCGAUCUCGGUACUGUAGGUUUCUGCGAUGUGAGAGGUGUAGCACACGAUUUAGUCACAAACUCGUUCGAUGUGGCCACUACGACCGUCACACAGGUUUCCUUCCACCCGGAAUGUGGGGAUCAUCUUGUUUGCGCAUCAGCAGAUGGAAGUUUAGUGCACUGGGACGUUUCAUCCGUCAUUACCACCAACAUUUCGUCUGGUACCCGUCACUCGCCAUGGUUAUCCGAUUCGUUGAGUCAAAAUGUGGAACUGGACACGCUACGAUGUCCCUGUUUUGGAGCCGUCAAUGGAUUUGCCAUAAAAGGCACAACUGUUGUAGCUGCUAUUGACAUGUGUAUGCUGUACUCUUAUGAGAACGUCUCUUUUCCUAUAGGAUCCAAUUCUUGUCUUUUAGCACAAUCUUAG